CUUCCAUAUAUGGCGGCGAGUGCGCGUGUUUGUGUAUGCAAAUAAUCUGCUGUGACGUCAUGCGGCGCCAUGCAAACGAAAGGCGCAAGGCUCGACGGGAGCCCCUUCAAUGUUUUUUUUCCGCCUAAAAAUGAUGCUUUUCAUGCAGUUUUCCACCGCGCGAGGCUGCUCCGUGCGCGGCUCGUGAUCGGAACCACCGGGUGUUUUCCGUGAGGAGAACACAGAGAACAAGGCAGCGCCGAGGGCCCCAAGGCAGCCUGGGAGGCGAUGCCGGCCGUGCCCGGUCUGUGGGCGGGCCCUGGUGGCGUGACCAGCCAGGGACGGGCGGGCGCGGAGCGGCUCCACCUGCCGGGCGGGGACAAUGACAGAGCGGCACCAUUCGCUGUCACUUCCGGGCGCUACGGCAGCCGGCGGGGGCCAAGCGGCGGCGCUGUGUGAGCGCGUCACUGCGCUGGUGCGUCACGUCCGGCUGGCGGCGGCGGGAGCACCAUGCCCAAGUUUUAUUGUGAUUACUGUGACACGUACCUUACCCAUGACUCGCCCUCCGUGAGAAAAACCCACUGCAGUGGCCGGAAGCACAAGGAAAAUGUGAAGGACUAUUACCAGAAAUGGAUGGAGGAGCAAGCCCAGAGCCUGAUUGACAAAACAAUAGCGGCUGCAUUCCAGCAAGGGAAAAUUCCACCGACCCCGUUCUCGGCACCACCUCCGGCCGGAGCCAUGAUUCCACCUCCUCCCAGCAUCCCUGGCCCCCCCCGGCCUGGCAUGAUGCCAGCCCCACACAUGGGGGGGCCCCCGAUGAUGCCAAUGAUGGGCCCACCCCCCCCAGGAAUGAUGCCAGUCGGACCUGCUCCUGGGAUGAGGCCACCCAUGGGAGGACACAUGCCAAUGAUGCCAGGGCCCCCAAUGAUGAGACCCCCCUCCAGACCCAUGAUGGUGCCAACCAGGCCAGGAAUGACCCGUCCAGACAGAUAAAGAUGGAGAUGGAGCUGCCUUUUCAUAUUAGUACCUUCCCUAUAAUAAACACCAUAGACCUGUGUCCCUGGGGCUUUGUACUAGGUGUGUGGAGGCACUCUGCUGUCACCUCAGCGUGUGGAUGGACACACUCUGCACUGACUUGUAUGAGGUCUGGCUUUUUGGGUGUCUCUUCAAUUGUAUUAUUAUUUUUUUCCCCCCCAUUGAAUGAUAAAAACAAGAAUAAAGCCUUCAUGUUGUUUCCAUA
Messenger RNA from Oenanthe melanoleuca, 1219 nucleotides. It is a transcript of the gene SNRPC, whose product is annotated as small nuclear ribonucleoprotein polypeptide C. NCBI's taxonomy places the organism in Eukaryota, Metazoa, Chordata, Aves, Passeriformes, Muscicapidae. The transcript is spliced from 6 exons. Gene Ontology annotation, biological process: mRNA splicing, via spliceosome; spliceosomal snRNP assembly; mRNA 5'-splice site recognition. Gene Ontology annotation, cellular component: U1 snRNP; nucleus. Gene Ontology annotation, molecular function: zinc ion binding; pre-mRNA 5'-splice site binding. The record is from RefSeq and is a predicted model, not a curated record. The coding region runs from base 490 to 972 and encodes 160 amino acids.